Molecule: messenger RNA, 2736 nt
Organism: Ylistrum balloti
Lineage: Eukaryota; Metazoa; Mollusca; Bivalvia; Pectinida; Pectinidae
Exons: 8
Coding region: 181-1224 (347 amino acids)
Cellular component (GO): nucleus
Molecular function (GO): RNA binding
Source: RefSeq, a predicted model, not a curated record
GGAUCGAGUAAUGAUUUGAGUGUAGCGCCAUCUUUGCCGCGAACGGUAUCAAAAACCAACAUGUGCUUAUAUUUGAAGUGACCCAAUCGGCACAUGUGUGAUUAUUUAAUUCAAGAUCAUCGUCCUACACGUUCAAUAUAUUUUGUUUGACAGAUUUGACCUGUAGCAAAAUAUUUCAUCAUGAUGCCCAGAAUGCGAAUGCCGAUGAGAGCUCCACACCCAAUGGGUCCUGGACCCCAUGGCCCUGGAGGUCAUCCAGGCGGUCCUCAUGGUCCGCCAAUGCCCCAUCGUGCUCCUCACAUCCCUCCUCAUGGCCGUCCUGGACCACCAGGGCACAUGGCUGGACCUCCACGCCAAUCCAUGCCUCCUCCUAUUGGCCAAACAUCUGUUGGUAGUGUCACAAAUGACCCAUCAACAGCUGGUGCCAGAGUGUUUGUGGGGAAUCUCAACACAAUAGCAUUGUCAAAGGAAGAAGUUGAAGCAAUCUUCAAGCGUUAUGGGGCAGUGACUGGACUGUCAAUGCACAAAGGCUACGCCUUCAUCCAGUAUGCAAGACAAGCUGAUGCUCGGAGGGCAUGUAUCAAUGAAGAUGGGAAAAUGUAUGCCAACCAGACCCUAGAUAUAAAUAUUGCAUCAGAGCCAAAACAUCGGCAAACAACAGCUACAAAUGCUGUUAAGAAGGCAACCACAAAUUUUCAAAGUACUACAGCUAAAUCUUCGGGAGUGAACCGAACGUUAAGUGGAGGAGGACCUCCAGCCAAGAAAAUGAGGACAGAUACACAGAUUAGUGGCGGUAUUAAGCGUACACUUGUCAGUCUGACAUCUGGAGAUAUGGGCACUACAGCCAAGACUGGCCUCAACAAGAAUUCAAAUGCUGUAUCUUCAAAUGCCAGCAAGGUCGUGAUUGGAAAAGACGUACUGAUCUGUGGUGUUUGUAAAAGUCAAUUUGCCAGUCUUCACAGUCUGGCUCAACACAAGAAGACGCCGUGUCGUCUCAGGUUUUCUUGUAUAUGUAAAAAUGCGCCACCUCCAGAGAGUCCAGAACCAGCCAUUUUGUUCUGUGCUCACUGUGAUGCACAGUUUGCAGCAUGUUGGGAUCUUGUUCUCCACGCACAGCAGGAACAUAGUCUAUCCAUCUAUAAGCAGGAAGGAGAAGAAAACACAGAAGUAGUUGUUGAGGAAGUGUUGGUUGCAGACGGAGAGGGAGAAGUGAAUGGAGAGUGAGAGGAGGACAUGAUGAUCCCUCAGGGUGAGGAAGGCUUCACUGUUUAUUGUCAAAACUUCCUUUUACAGUCCAGGCCAAUGGCUGACACAUGUGACCUGAGGACUAAAACAAGGGGGAUAAUCAGCACCAGGGAUCUGUUACCACACACCGUAGUAAAUUGUUGCAAUUUAUUUUUCAUUGUUUGAUAUGAACAGCUUGUUCAAGGUAUCUGGUAUCUAUAAGUCAAAGUGUAAUGUAUAUUUUGUAUUGCAUAAUUACAACAUUGUUAUGUCGACACCCUUAUUAUGAUCAUGUUCACGUGUUAAUAGGUAUUUGAUGUCUGUGCAGUUGAGAAGAGGUGAAUUUAUUUAUGCUGUUUGUCAACUUUAAACUUAGUCAUAUAUAAAUUUAAAAUUAGCAUUGUCAUUUGAGACCUUUAAUUGAAAAUAUCUUCGUCAGAUCCAUCCAAUCAUUAUUCUGAAGUGUAAACUAUGUUUUAAUAUAUGUUAAAUUCAAUGUGUUAAUGCAAUUUUUGAGAAAUUUUAGAAGUUACACGUUUGAUAUCAUGCCUUCGUGUAAGUCUGAAAGGAAUUUGUUUUUAUGUAAUGCUAAGUUUGUGUUUGUACAUUGAAAUGUUAGAGCCGUUACCUUGAAUGAAAAUCAUGAAGGUAUAUAUGGCAUUGUCAUAUAUGAAAGCAUUGGUGUGUUCAUAGCUAGGGUGUAUUAAGUGGAUAAGUUGAUGUGCAUUUAUCAUAUUGUUACUUUUGGUUUUAAAGUUUGUAAAUGUUCAUAUCUCGCCUUGGAAUCUUAUUGUCUGUACAUGUAUAUAGAUGUUCAUCUCUUACUAUGGAAUCCUGUCAUCACCUGCCAAGAAUAAAUACAAAUGUCAUGUCUAUCCUGAGAUAAUAUUAGUUAUUGUAUAAAUCUGACCAAUUAUAAGAAUUUUCAUUCUGUAUAUAUCAUCAAAGUUGAAUUUUGGUGAGCUAUACAGUAAGUCUAUUGUGUUCUGGAGGUCUUUUUAUUAUAACAAGUCCCGGAUACAAUUUGUUGAUGGUAAGGUUAAAUGCCUAUUUAUACACAUGCACUAAAUUAAAAAUUGAUAUUUCAUCUUUACCAAUGAUUAAUUGAUUUAUAGUUGAUUUUCUUGAUUGAUCGGUUAUUAUUCAUAAUUUCAUUUCCCUGUGGAUCAGUUAUUCAAUCUGAGUUACAACAUAAUUAGUUCUCACAUGAUAAAACAUGUUUGAUUUUGUAGUAAUACGUUGAUACUGACUUUUCAAGCUUUUCUUUUAUCUACAAAGAAAUUGUUAGUACCCAGGUACAUUCAUUCAGUCUAUUUAAUAAGUUUAUGGAAAGCUUCACACUAUUUGAAAAACAUUCUAAAUUUUUGAAAAUACUGUUUGAAUAGCUUGAAUUUUUGUAUCAAUUUUCAAAAUAUUUGAACUGUUUUGUACCCUUUGUUCAAUAAAUCUGUAUCAGAGUUAAUUUUGAUUUAUGUACUUGUUAACAUAUUUUUUUUUCUCAAAUAAAAUAAC